AUGGCGUCGUCGGCGGAGUCGUCGGCGGCCAGCGGCAUGCGGAAGGCGCCGUCGCUGGAGUGGCGCUGGGUGUCCACGGAGGAGGAGGACGACGAGGGCCGCGGCGGGCGCGGGGGCGCCGCGGCGGUCGGGGCGGUGGGCAGGGGCGGCAGCUUCGAGUCGGAGGACGAGGAGGACGCCGAGGACGAGGAAGAGCGGGAGGGGAAGAAGAGGCUGAUCCGGACCGUGCCGUCCGUGGACUGGUUCGACGUCGAGGGCAACGAGGUCUCCGUCGGGCAGCCGGUCGAAGACACCGAGGAGUUUGAUUUUGGCAGGACGGUGUUUCUUGCUCUUCAGACUCUUGCUGUGGUGUUUGGGGAUAUUGGAAUUGGUCCAUUAUAUACAUUUGAUGUCAUGUUUAACAAGUACCCUAUUCAAGGAGAGGAGGAUGUCCUUGGAGCUCUCUCACUUGUUCUGUAUACUCUGAUUUUGAUGCCAUUAAUGAAAUAUGUUUUGGUUGUCCUUUGGGCCAAUGAUGACGGUGAAGGGGGUAUAUUUGCCUUGUAUUCUUUGAUUUGUAGAAAUGCAAAAGUGAGUCUCAUUCCAAACCAAGUACAUUCUGAGAAGAGGAUGUCAAGUUUUCGACUCAAGCUUCCAACACCAGAACUUGAGAGAUCCAUAAAAGUAAAAGAGAAACUUGAAUCAUCAUUGUUGUUAAAGAAGUUGCUCUUAGGCUUAGUGUUGUUUGGGACUUCCAUGUUCAUAUCAAAUGGAGUUAUCACGCCAGCAAUGUCAGUGUUGUCUGCUGUCAGUGGCUUGAAAGUCGGGAUACGAAAUACCUCUCAAGAUGUUGUGGUGAUGAUUUCAGUUGCACUUCUUGUAAUAUUGUUUAGUGUACAGAGGUAUGCCACUAGCAAAGUAGGGUUUGCACUUGGCCCUUCUUUACUUGUAUGGUUUUGUUGUCUUGGAGGAAUUGGCAUAUACAAUCUCAGUCUAUAUGGGCCAGCAGCUUUUAAGGCAUUUAAUCCUCUCUACAUCAUUUAUUAUUUUGGGAGGAAUCCUUUUCAGGCUUGGCUGUCCCUUGGUGGGUGUCUUUUAUGUGCAACAGGAUCUGAGGCCAUCUUUUCGAAUCUUUGUCACUUUCCUGUAAGAUAUGUUCAGUAUAUGUUUGUGCUUCUUGUUCUUCCUUGCCUUGUCUUGGCAUAUCUAGGACAAGCUGCUUUUCUUAUUGCCAACCCAAAGUCAUCCGAGCAGGUCUUCUUUUCAUCGAUUCCAAUUGGAGUUUUCUGGCCUGUUUUCUUAGUGGCAAAUUUGGCUGCACUAAUUGCCAGUAGGACAAUGACUGUUGCUAUAUUCCAGUGCCUAAAACAGUCUAUAUCACUUGGUUGUUUUCCUCGGCUGAAAAUUGUUCAUACAUCUCGCAAAUUUAUGGCUAAGAUCUAUAUUCCUGUUGUAAACUGGCUCCUAUUGGUUUCCUGCAUGGGCUUUAUCGUUCUGUUCAGAAGCAUAUAUGAUGUUGGCAAUGCAUAUGCUAUAGCGGAGCUUGGCGUGAUGAUAAUGGCCACUGUUUAUGUUACAAUCAUAAUGCUUCUAAUAUGGGAGUCCAAUAUUGUUAAGGUUCUGUCAUUUGUUAUCACAUUCCUCUUCUUGGAGCUGAUUUUCUUCUCCUCAGCUCUGAGUAGUGUUGGAGAUGGAGGUUGGGCACUGUUGAUGUUUGCAUCUGUUCUAUUCAUGAUUAUGUUUAUAUGGAACUAUGGGAGCAAACUGAAGUAUGACAGUGAAGUCAAGCAGAAGCUUUCAAAGGAUUUAAUGAGAAAGUUGGGGCCCAACCUUGGUACCAUCAGAGCUCCUGGACUAGGCUUAGUCUGCAGUGAUAUUGUGAAAGGAGUUCCUGCAAUUUUCGGUCAUUUUCUGACCUCCCUUCCUGCGAUACACUCUAUAAUAGUGUUUGUCUGUAUCAGGAAUGUGCCGGUUCCUGUGGUUCCCCAAAGUGAAAGGUUUCUUUUCCAACGUGUAUGCUCAAGGGGCUAUCACAUGUUCCGCUGUAUAGCCAGAUACGGGUACAAAGACAAGAAGCAGGAGCACCACAGUGUAUUUGAACGUCUCCUAAUAGAAGGCCUUGAAAAAUUCAUACAAAGGGAGGCAGUAGAGUUAUCCCUACAAAGUGAAGACGAUGUCGACUCCGAUGAAGAGCCUCCGACCCCUGUGAAGAUCAUCACAGCGCCAAACGGCAGCCUCUACUCCCUCGAUGUCCCUCUACUGGCAGACUACGCACCUUCAACAGAAGUCAUUCCUGAAGCCAGCUGCUCAACACCUCAGCAGGAUCCUGUACUGGACUACGCACAGAACCUUGAACUGGAGCUGGCAUUCAUCAAGCAGUCGAAGCAGUCUGGCGCCGUCUAUCUCAUCGACAACCCCAUCAUCAAGGCCAGGAAGGACUCGUGGUUCUUCAAGAAGCUGAUGAUAAACUAUUUCUUCGCAUUCCUGAGGAACAACUGCCUCCGGGCGAUCAUGUUGAUGAGCAUCCCACACUCGAACAUGAUGCAGGUGCGCAUGACUUCUUAUGUCUAAAUGCCGGGGCAGCACUGGUGGCGUUGUUGAUGGCUGUCUGAUAGAUACCACAGUGACCGGAAGAGGGUAACAGUGUAGGUGGAGUGUUGGAUGGCCAGUGUCCAAAGACGAUACAUGCACUCUUGGACUUGUUCAGCAAGAGAUGACUUCAGUUCGGUUGUUGUAGGGAUCAAUCUCCCGUGUAGCUUUUGUACAAUGCCAGGAUGUGGCUGAAAGUGUUAGCAGGCACAUUACACGGUGGUGUAUUAACCCGUUUUUUUCCUUUACCCUCUUUUGAAGCAGAGAAUCUUUUUUCCUCUCUCGAUUUUGUUAUAGAUAAGAUCUUUUUGGUAUUUGUGAGAUACUGGUGAAAAAUGGCCAUUUGUAAUUAUAUUUGCCUAGAGAAGUACUCUUUUGCUAUUUGCAAGGAAGUGUAUUUUUGCCUACA
Molecule: messenger RNA, 2977 nt
Organism: Panicum hallii
Lineage: Eukaryota; Viridiplantae; Streptophyta; Magnoliopsida; Poales; Poaceae
Product: probable potassium transporter 15
Exons: 10
Coding region: 1-2550 (849 amino acids)
Biological process (GO): potassium ion transmembrane transport
Cellular component (GO): plant-type vacuole; vacuolar membrane
Molecular function (GO): potassium ion transmembrane transporter activity
Source: RefSeq, a predicted model, not a curated record